Messenger RNA from Chenopodium quinoa (quinoa), 1577 nucleotides. RefSeq names its product glutamate receptor 2.6-like. Bases 130 to 1404 code for a protein of 424 amino acids. The record is from RefSeq and is a predicted model, not a curated record. The transcript is spliced from 4 exons. NCBI's taxonomy places the organism in Eukaryota, Viridiplantae, Streptophyta, Magnoliopsida, Caryophyllales, Amaranthaceae. Gene Ontology annotation, cellular component: plasma membrane. Gene Ontology annotation, molecular function: glutamate-gated receptor activity.
UGAAGAUUUCGCUUACAACUAGCUAAACUAUGGAGUACUAAUAAUUGGGUGACAUAAGAAGAAUUCUGUUUUACAAAAAUAACAAAAGUGUUAAGAUCAACCUGCAUUUGAAUCUUAAAAGUUGUGAAGAUGAAAAAUUCGGGUAAAUACAUGCUCGUUUUACUCUUUACAAUGUCCUUGAUAGCCAUUCAUGUAACAGGUCAAAAUAGCACGGGUCUAACCAACCAAACAGACACAACUCGAAAUUUACGAUUUCUAGUACCCAAAAGAGACUUGGAAGAUUUUGUAAAAGUUAGACCAUUGAGUAACGGCAGUGAUGACAUCAGUGGUUUUUCCAUUGAUGUUUUCAGGGCUGCGGCCAAGCUUGCCAUCCCUUCGCGUGGAUUUGAUUUAGUUCCCUUCACUAAAGACGACAGGACUACCAUGAGAGGAACUUUUGAUGAAAUGCUUCAGGCCGUCGAUAAUGAGGGAUUCGAUGGUGCGGUGGGGGAGAUAACAAUAUUAAGUCGUAGGAUGCAGUGGGUUGAUUUUACAUUGCCUUACUUGGACACAGAGAUAGGCCUACUGGUGCGGGUACAGGCCAUGAAUAGUAAAGAACUCGUUGCGUUGACACCAGCUACAAAAAUAAUUUUGGUUCUAGUUGGUACACUUGGCUUUAGCAUUUUGGUCGCAGUUGGGUAUUGGAUUUGGAAGCUAUGUACAUACAAGCAUGCAACAUCAUCCACACAACUCUCAGUACUAGCGAUUCUAUUAGUUCUUAUGGUGUUACUACUCACAAUAGCUUCAUACGCUCCCCGCCAAACUUCAUCAUCAUCACUAUCAACACGACGAUCGGAUAGCAAAGUGAAGAGCCUCGUAGACUUAAAAAGAGAAGGGUUGAAGAUAGGCUAUCGACAAGGAGCCUUUGUGAAAUCAAUGCUGGUUAAUAAAGGAGGGAUUUCGGAAACAAAUUUGAUAGAACUAGAAUCCGAAGUCGAAAUGCUUCACAAGCUACAGACAGGAGGUGAAGAUGGUGGUAUCGAUGCUGUUGUUGCUGGUACUCACCAUCUCAAACUUUUCCAAGAAGAACAUUGCGAUGAAUUUACCCUUGUCCAAGAUUUUCGUGUUAAAUCUGCUGGACUUGGAUUUGCUUUUCAUAAAGAUCAAUCUCCUUCUUUUGUAAAUUUAUUCUCAGAAGCCAUUGUAAAACUAAUUGACUUUGGAAAUAUGACAGAAAUUCAAGAGGCGACUAUUGGUGAUUUGGAUAAGAUAUGUCAAGAAACCACCGGAGCGGCUGGCGGUUUCCGAUCCACAGUUGAAGAUCGUAUCUCUAUUUGGCUCCCAGUUACGACUGCCAUAUUCGUUGUCGUGCUGGUGCUUGUCAUGCUUUUAUCUUAUUGCGGAUUGCUUUGCAUCAAGAAAUAAGUCACUACCUUAUGUACACUAUACGCACUUACCUAGCUUGCUAUAAACUUCAUCCUUUGUUUUUAAAUAGUUGCCUCUAUCAUUUCUCUUUUGAAGGUCCAACUUUUAUUAACAAUGAGAUAUUGUUAGAAAUAUUUCAAUAUGUAUAUUUAAAAUAUUUAUUUUGCAUAAUU